AUGGGACUGGAGGAUGAGCGCAAGAUGUUCACGGGGUCCGGAGACCCACAGGAGCAAGAAGAAGAGGAGGAAUUGGUGGAGCCCCUAACAAAAGUGAAAAAACAGUGUGAGCAACUGGAGAAAUGUGUAAAGGCUCAGGAGCUAUUAGAGACGUGUGAUCAGCGUGUAUCAUCCAAGACACAAACAGAGGAGGAUUGCCCUGAGGAGCUCUUUGACUUCUUGCAUGUACGGGACCACUGUGUGGUCCACAAACUCUUCAACAGCCUGAAAUAAAU
Molecule: messenger RNA, 275 nt
Organism: Sorex fumeus (smoky shrew)
Lineage: Eukaryota; Metazoa; Chordata; Mammalia; Eulipotyphla; Soricidae
Product: cytochrome b-c1 complex subunit 6, mitochondrial-like
Exons: 1
Coding region: 1-273 (90 amino acids)
Biological process (GO): mitochondrial electron transport, ubiquinol to cytochrome c
Source: RefSeq, a predicted model, not a curated record